UUCGCAUUUUCCCCAAACCCCAAACCAAACCCCCACGUAUCUAACAUCAAUACGAGCUAGAAAUCGAAAGUUUCAAGACAUUUUAGAAGAAAAUAAACAAAAUUGUGCAGGACAAAGGUCUCUUGAGAGAGAUAUAUGUUGGUUCGUAGGAGAUUGAGAACAUUCUGAUCGAUAUAUAUAUAGAGAGAGAGAGAGAUAAAGGGAGUAAGGUAGUGAGAGAGAAGAGGGCGAGCCAGAGAGAAGGGAUGUCUCUAACAAGCGUGAAGAUGUCGGAGGAUGUGUGGUUGACGUGUCUGACCCAUGCAUUGUCCACUGAGACUGAGGAGAUCAUGGGCCUUCUUCUUGGUGAUAUACAGAGUUCAAAGAAUGGUAAUGUAACUGCAUUGAUUUGGGGAGCACUUCCACAACCACGUUCUGAUCGACAGAAGGAUAGAGUAGAGACUAACCCAGAGCAGCUGACUGCUGCAUCAGUUCAUGCUGAGAGAAUGACAACGGAAACAGGGACUACAACUAGAGUGAUUGGCUGGUAUCACUCACAUCCUCAUAUCACAGUCCUACCAUCUCAUGUUGAUGUGCGAACUCAAGCAAUGUAUCAGCUAUUGGAUUCUGGGUUUAUUGGUUUGAUAUUUUCUUGUUUCAGUGAAGAUGCUCAAAAGGUUGGAAGGAUUCAAGUCAUUGCAUUUCAGUCUAUGGAUGGGAAGCAGGGUCACAUGAUGAAACCUCUUUCUCUCACUCCUGUUUUAAAAAGUGCUAUUAUAGAUGUAGAGUCGUCCAUGAGUUCUUCAGAUAAUGCAAUUGCCGUGUUUGGUUCUUCCAAAGGAGAAACUAUGGAACAAGACACUGGAGAUUCGGAGGCAGCUGGUAGGGCUUCUAAGGGCUCGGGGAAAUCACCACGUUUGGGAGGUUUUUUUGCUAAUGCUAAUGCUAAAACAGGAAACAAUAGUCAUGCUAACAGUUUGAAUGAUGCAAUUCAUGACUUGGAUCCCAUGGAUAUGACUGAAGGUAUGCAAGAAGCGAUGCAUUUGUCAAAUUUGGAGAUGAGUGGCGCAGAAUAUAUCAGAAAGGAAAUUCCUCUUCAUGUUCUCCCUACAUCAUCCCUUUUGAGUCUCGAUUCGCCUUUGUCAUCAUUUACAAAUCUCCAGCGGGUACUGUAUGAAGAGGAGAAGACUGCAUAUAAUCAAGCAAUGGCACAAAAUACAAGGGACAGCAAAGUUCACCCCCUCUCUUUCAUUCAUCACACAUCCACGUACAAGUCUUCCAUGUGCAAAAUGAUUGAGUACUGCUUGAGUCCUGCCAUGACUGUUCUUCAAGAUCGCUUGAGAGAAAAUGAAAUUCAGUUAAAUCUGCUCGUGGAAGAAGCCAGCCUACUGGAAUCAGAGGUCUCAAGAGGGAGUCCCUCAAAUUCGUCUCCUCGCUCUCCAUCUCAAGGGCACCGCAGUGGUUCCUCCAGUCACAGGGACCUAUAUCCGACAGACUUGAGCCACCUAAAAAAUGUCGGUGGUAACCGGAGCCGAAGAGGGUCCCAGUCGUGAGCUGAACUUCCUCUUUUGCUGCUAUAUCUUGCAAGUGUUUAUGCCCCUUCUCUACCUGCUAUUUCUGCUUGUAUACUACUAUCUAACAUUUUGUCUUGCAAAAAGCAAGUUUGAAUAUGGCAUAUUAAGUUUAUGCUCGAAUUUGUCAUCAGUUUUUUUGAGAUGUACUGAUGAAUGGGGAACCUCCAUUGUUUCCAAAAGCUACAUUCGUAUCAA
Messenger RNA from Salvia miltiorrhiza (redroot sage), 1748 nucleotides. RefSeq lists its product as uncharacterized. The coding region runs from base 246 to 1532 and encodes 428 amino acids. Lineage: Eukaryota; Viridiplantae; Streptophyta; Magnoliopsida; Lamiales; Lamiaceae. Gene Ontology annotation, cellular component: BRCA1-A complex; BRISC complex. The transcript is spliced from 10 exons. Gene Ontology annotation, biological process: double-strand break repair. The record is from RefSeq and is a predicted model, not a curated record. Gene Ontology annotation, molecular function: cysteine-type deubiquitinase activity; polyubiquitin modification-dependent protein binding; metallopeptidase activity.